AUGUCGAGCAAAGAACCAGCAGACAUUCAAGAACUUGGUCCCGGCAUUGAACGAUUUGACCCAGAUGGCGACGUUAUCAUUGUUUCCGAGGGUGAAUCUCCAGAUGAUACAAGACGCUUUCUUGUAUCAUCUAAGGUACUCAGUCUUGCUUCCCCGGUAUUUGCGAAACUAUUCGGGCCAAAUUUCUACGAAGGAACGCAAAUGGCGACCUGUACCUGCCCCGAGCUCCAUUUGCACGACGAUGACCCGGCUAUGAUGAAAGAAGUGCCUGGCAGAGAUACUGAAUGUAUUGCCAACCUCACCAUCCACGGCGACAAGUACGACUGCGUGAAGGCACUUCGCCCGUGGGUGUCAACCUGGAUUCAUAAUUUUGAUGUUACUCCAUCAACGGAAGAAUUCGGUCAUCUGAUUGUUGCUGCUCAUCUACUCUGA
Penicillium concentricum is the source of this 432-nucleotide messenger RNA. RefSeq names its product BTB/POZ domain-containing protein. The transcript is spliced from 2 exons. The coding region runs from base 1 to 432 and encodes 143 amino acids. The record is from RefSeq and is a predicted model, not a curated record. Lineage: Eukaryota; Fungi; Ascomycota; Eurotiomycetes; Eurotiales; Aspergillaceae.